Strongyloides ratti is the source of this 591-nucleotide messenger RNA. RefSeq lists its product as hypothetical. Lineage: Eukaryota; Metazoa; Nematoda; Chromadorea; Rhabditida; Strongyloididae. The coding region runs from base 1 to 591 and encodes 196 amino acids. The record is from RefSeq and is a predicted model, not a curated record. The transcript has 2 exons.
AUGGAUUUAACUAAUAAUAAAACUAAAAUAAUUAAUAAAAAAUUAAAAAAACCUCUUCAAUUUCGUGAUAAAAUCAAACUUCGUCACCUGGAAUUGGAACCUUUAUGUUGUUUAGAUUCAUGUCUUAUCAGAGGUGGCUGUUUAACAAUUGCCGUUUUUGAAGUUAUUUAUAUAUCAAUAACAACAAUACUGGGAAUUUAUAUUGCCUAUAAAUAUCAAAUUUUUUAUACAAAAUUUUCAAAUACCUCAUCAAUUACCAUCUAUCUAUCAAUAAUAUUUUUAUACAAUUUUAUAUCAUGUUUUUUUGUAGCAUUGAUGUUACAUGGGUUAUUGAGUUUUCAAAAAAUAUAUUUAUGGCUUCAUUGGAAUUUUGAUAAAAUAUCAUUAAUUUUUCAUAUUUUUAUGUUUAGUACAACAUUUUUUUUGUUAUCAACAAAAUUUUUGAAAGGAGAAUUUUCAAUAGAAAAUAUUACAUUAUUAUGUUGUUUUGGAUUUCAAAUUCCAUUACAAUUUUGGAGUUUAAGUGUUGUAAAAAGGUGUUCCGAUUAUUUUAAUCUUCUAAAAGUAUUAAUAAAACUAGCAGAACAGUAG